Molecule: messenger RNA, 2148 nt
Organism: Caenorhabditis briggsae
Lineage: Eukaryota; Metazoa; Nematoda; Chromadorea; Rhabditida; Rhabditidae
Gene: Cbr-pde-5
Product: Protein CBR-PDE-5
Exons: 15
Coding region: 1-2148 (715 amino acids)
Biological process (GO): negative regulation of receptor guanylyl cyclase signaling pathway; signal transduction
Molecular function (GO): protein binding; 3',5'-cGMP-stimulated cyclic-nucleotide phosphodiesterase activity
Source: RefSeq, a predicted model, not a curated record
AUGGACGAGAAUUCAGUUUUGAAUUUUCUGCGGGACCAUCCAGAAUUCCUAGAAGACUAUAUCGUUUCUCCAGAAGUCAGUCCUGAUACAUUUGAAAGAUGGUCGAUUCGAAGAGCUAUCAAAUUUAAAAUACCAAAACGUCCGUUCACCGGAACUCCCAUGGCUGGCGGAUGGACGAUAAUUCCAGGAUCCCGACUUAUCUAUGAAACGACGCGUGAUUCUGGAAACUUCCGACAAUCGGGUGAGUGUACUCGAAUUCUCUACGAAAUUACACAAUGCUGUGGCCAAAUAAUGGGAACAAAUGCUGUCGAGUUGAUUGUUCAAAACGACGAAGGAGCAUUUUCUUGCCGGAAGACAGAGGAAGGAGAGCUGAAAUUAAAAAAGGUGAAGAACAGUAAAAAUGCAAGCUAUAUUCAGACGAUUGUAAAUGCUGCAAAUCAAACUAUCGGUGAAAUCCAUUUCUAUAUUCCCCUGGAAUCAUCAGAGAAAUCGAUUGUGAAUGUAGUUUGUACUUGGGCAGCGGCUGCUAACUAUUUUUCAGAGAUCUACAACCAUAAAAGUCAGGCAGGACCAGACUCGCUGGACGUCCAUGAAAACAUUGCAAAACAAAGAAAACUUUCGAAUUUUCUAUUGGAUGUCGCCAGAUCUAUUUUUCAUGAUAUUGUAUCAAUGGAUGCGGUUAUCGUUAAGGUCAUGAACUUUGCCCAAAAAUUGGUCGACGCUGAUCGCGCUUCUCUCUUCCUCGUCGACUCCCGAAAUAGACAGAUUUAUGCGAGAAUCUUUGACGUCGGAACUGGAGAUGAGGAGCAUGUCAGAGUCAAUAGUGAUGGACAGAAAGAGAUUCGAUUCGACAUGUCAAAAGGAAUCGCUGGACACGUGGCAUCCACCGGAGAGGGACUGAAUAUUGAGAAUGCGUACUAUGAUGAGAGAUUCAAUGCAGAUGUGGAUUCGAAAACUGGAUACACAACGAAAACCAUUCUGUGCAUGCCAAUUUUGAUAAGAGGAGUAGUAAUCGGAGUGGUUCAAAUGGUCAAUAAGCACAAUGGAGCAUUCACUCGUCAAGACGAAGACGCUUUCGAAGUAUUCGCAGUUUACUGUGGUUUGGCUCUUCAUCAUGCAAAAUUAUACGAUAAAAUUCGUCGAUCCGAGCAAAAAUAUCGAGUUGCUUUGGAAGUUUUAGCAUAUCACAGUGUUUGUAACUCGGAUGAAGUCAAUAAAUUGAAGAAGAUUGAGUUGAACAAUCGAAUUAUUGAAUUGGAGACAAUAGAUUUCAACGGAAUGCGACUUUCGGAACUCGAAAAACCACUUUACGCUGUCUACAUGUUUAAGACGCUCUUCUCGGAAACUUUGCGAGUGGCCUACCAUAAUUGGGCUCAUGGAUGGUCAGUGGCUCAUGCCAUGUUUGCCACGUUGGUUAAUAGUCCAGAAGCGUUUACAAAGUUGGAGUCCCUGGCUCUCUAUGUCUCCUGUCUCUGCCACGAUUUGGAUCAUCGUGGCAAAAACAACGCCUACAUGAAAUCAAUGGAGACUCCUUUGGCAGCAAUCUACAGUACUUCUGUCAUGGAACGUCAUCACUUCAACCAGACAAUCACUAUUCUUCAACAAGAUGGACAUAAUAUUCUGAAAAACUUGGAUCCGGAAGAGUACAAAGAAACCUUAUCUCUUAUCAAACACUGCAUUCUGGCUACAGACUUGGCACUUUUCUUCUCGAAUAAAGCAAAAUUGAAUGUGAUUUUGGAUAGAGGAGAAUUCGAUUUUAGUAAUCGAGAGCACAGACUCCUAACUCAAGCUGUGAUGAUGACUGGAUGUGAUCUUGUUGCAUCUGCCAAACCAUGGAGUAUUCAGACAGAAACUGUAAAAGUGAUUUUCGAAGAGUUUUAUGAUCAAGGAGACGCAGAGAGAUUGAGUGGAAAGGAACCGAUUGCAAUGAUGGAUCGAAAUCAGGCACAUAUGUUGCCCCAAAUGCAGGUCGGAUUCAUGCGCGGAAUCUGUAUGCCUUGUUACGAUUUGAUUGCUCGAAUUUUCCCGAAAGCUGAUAAGAUGAGAGAACGUUGCGAAUAUAAUGCUAAAAAAUGGGAAGAAUUGGCAGCGGAACAAAAGGCAAAACAAGAAGCGACUGGAAGUAAAAAUGGGGAUAAUGAUAGUUAA